Paramecium sonneborni is the source of this 973-nucleotide messenger RNA. NCBI's taxonomy places the organism in Eukaryota, Ciliophora, Oligohymenophorea, Peniculida, Parameciidae. The record is from the annotation of a GenBank genome assembly.
AUGAAAAAUCAAAAUUCAAGAAUAUUACUAAUACUUUUGAUUGUUUCUGUAUUUGUAAACAUCAAAGGAAAGGCUGUUGUGAGAAAAGGUGGUUAGUGUUCCUGUGAAUAGAUUUUAUAUGAAGAGGAAUGCUUAAUAAAUACAGAUUGCUAAUUUAAAAAUAAUAAAUGCACUACCAUACCCUGUGAAUCAUACAGUGAGGAUAAUUGUAAUAUUUUACGUAAAUGCGCAUUGGUAAAUGAUAAAUGUGUCAAGUUUGAAUCAUGUUCAUCUCAUAAUGCCAAAACCAAGAUAGACUGCUAGAGAUUACAUUUGACUUGUUAAUUUAAUGAAAUAGAUCAAACUUGCAAAGAUAUUAAAGAUUUGUAUGGCACAUGUUCUGAAUCAUUGCUUUCAGGUUGCCUUUAAGCCAAAGAAGGUAAUUGUGUAAUAAAAGAUGGAAAAUGUUAAUAAAUGACCUCAUGUGACGAUGCAAAUCAAGAUCUUCUACGUUGUAUUUUAGCUUUGCCAGCAUGUUUCCCUAAUCCUAAUGAUACUACUAUGGUGUGUGAAACUAUUGAUAAAUGCAGUCGUAAUAGUUUCAAUAUUUGUUAUAUGGCUUAAGAGAAGAUCAAUAGUUCCAAUAUGUUACUUUGCUCUUAAACUAGUAACGGAUGUGCUGACUUUGAUCCAAGUAUUUAAACACAAGAAACCUGUGCUCUUAAAUCAGUAUUUUAUUAUCNAUUGUCUCUCAGAAUUUUCAUUGUAAUUUUUAGUUUUCAAAAUUUUUAACAAUUUUCUGACAAAUGACUUAGAGGAUAUAAUUUUUCAUUUACUUAAAAACAUUUUUAUAUUUAUUGGACUUUUAAUUGUUUAAUUGAACUUUGAUUUUAACAUUAUAAAAUUUGCGUUCUUCUGAAUUAAGUGCUUUAACUAAAAUUCGGUCCUUCACAACCAAUAAGAAGAUAUGAUUGCUUAUUUCUCACAAUAAUUA